AUGAAAGCAGGUCCAAUAGUGAUUCUAGCAUGUAUCUCCAACUUUGCCGCUCUCAUGAUUCUACGUUGUCUUUGCGAAAUAAUUGGACGAGCCAAGAAGAAGCAAACUAAACAUCAUGUAGCCAAGCAGACCGUCGCCGCUCCGACCACUCAACUAGCUGGCCAAGAAGACGUUGAAAGAGGCCGAGAAGGAACUGAUCAAACAGCUAAUGCUAAGGAGACUAGUACUGAUCAGAAUAAUAAGGAUAGUGGGAUGGUAAUUUUGGCAGGAGGUGGUGCUGCUGUGGUUCCGAGUAAGAGUAGUGCUGGUGGUGGGGGUGGUGGUGGUGGUGGCAGCACUUGUUCAGGAGGAUAUCUAGAACCACAUGGUGGCCGUGGUGGAGGUUGUGGCGGUGGUGGUGGUUUUGGUGGCGGAUGUGGGGGUGGGGGUGGGGAUUUUGGGGGUGGCUGUGGUGGACAUUAUUGGUGA
Messenger RNA from Ziziphus jujuba (common jujube), 468 nucleotides. RefSeq lists its product as uncharacterized. Lineage: Eukaryota; Viridiplantae; Streptophyta; Magnoliopsida; Rosales; Rhamnaceae. The coding region runs from base 1 to 468 and encodes 155 amino acids. The transcript has a single exon. The record is from RefSeq and is a predicted model, not a curated record.